This is a messenger RNA of Arachis duranensis, 1035 nucleotides long. RefSeq names its product glutathione S-transferase T3-like. The record is from RefSeq and is a predicted model, not a curated record. Bases 1 to 1035 code for a protein of 344 amino acids. The transcript has 3 exons. Lineage: Eukaryota; Viridiplantae; Streptophyta; Magnoliopsida; Fabales; Fabaceae.
AUGGAGCCCUCUUACUAUUCACAAAUACCCCAUUUUCCAUUUUCAUCCAUAUUUAACCCCUCUAUCGGAAAUGUUACUCCAACUUCCUUGCCGUUUCCAACUCAAUUUUGUGCAUCAAGACAUAACUCAUCUGGUGUUGGUGGCUCUUCUAACCCAUCCUCUCAGACUCCUAUACAAUCUAGUCCAAAUUCGCAAUAUUCAGAUUUUGCCAACCCUCGUGGAUUAGAUGCUAUCGACAUCAAUGAUGAUGAUAUUGAAGAUUGGAGGCAAGAUAGUAUUCAACACUGGCAUUGGAAAGAGGAUGAGAUGCUGAUCAGUGCAUGGUUAAAUAUUUCAACUGACCCUAUAGUUGGUACUGAUCAAAAGGGAAAAACAUUUUGGAGUCGAAUUCAUAGCUACUGUGCAGAAUUUUGCUCCGACAUGACAACGGGGGUAGUUGCAUGUAAGAAACGAUGGUAUAAGAUCAACAAGGCUGUUGCACAAUUUGCUGGUUGCUACGAUCAAGCUAGUCGAAACAUAAGGAGUCGUUCGAACGCUGAUGAUAUAAAGGAGUUGGCUUAUAAACUUUAUUCCAUAAAUUAUGGUAAAAAAUUUACUUUUGAGAGAUAUUGGAACAUGCUUCGGUUGGAGCAAAAAUGGAGAAGCCAACUACCUACACAGAGUGGUGGCUCAAAGAGAACCAAGGUUAAUGCAACUCGAGCAUACUCAUCCUCAUCAAACCCAGAAACACCGUUGGCUGACGAACCCGGUGUGGACUCUCCCGUUCGCCCACAAGAAUCAAAGAAGAGCAAGCGAAAAGGUAAGGAAAAAGCACAGAUGUCUGAAGAUUUGAGCGAAAGAAAAUCAUCGAUUGUCAAAAAAUUAUCUCUCAUGGAAGAUAUUAAGAAUGUUAGAGAAAAGGAACUAAUGGAUAGGGAAAAAGAAAGAGAAGAGGAGAAGGAACAUAGAGCAAAGAUUAUGGCAAUCAAAGAGAAGGAGUUACAAAUUCAAGCGUAUGUUCUUAUUUUUAUUGCGUAUUACUGGUUUAUGAUGUAG